Eubalaena glacialis (North Atlantic right whale) is the source of this 3789-nucleotide messenger RNA. It is a transcript of the gene FAM13B, whose product is annotated as family with sequence similarity 13 member B. The record is from RefSeq and is a predicted model, not a curated record. Gene Ontology annotation, biological process: signal transduction. Bases 504 to 3419 code for a protein of 971 amino acids. NCBI's taxonomy places the organism in Eukaryota, Metazoa, Chordata, Mammalia, Artiodactyla, Balaenidae. The transcript is spliced from 25 exons.
CGCCCUCAGCUCUCCUCUCGCUCGCCGUUAGGGAGGCUCAGCGCCUCAGCUACAGCCUCCGUCUCCGCUCCCGCCCCAUCCUCCGCGUCUCUGCCGCCGCCACCGCCGGGGGCAUCCGGGGGUCGCCUAACGGGCUGGCCCUGCGCCACAGUCGUCGCUUCAGCCUUCUGCCAGUGGCGGCCACAAGAAGAAGCUCGCUGGCCGCGGAGCCACUUGGGGCCUCAGUUCUCGCCCUCUUUCAGUUGCCGCGGGUUCUGGAGAAGCGGCCGCGGCCGGGGAACUGGGCGUCGAGGUUCCAACGAUUAACUGCUGAAGUACUGAUCGAGUUCUGUGUUUCUUCAAUGAGGAACUACAGGCUGAUCUUCUGCCAUAAUCUCAAACAGCCAUAAAUGACAAAAGAAUGCUUGCUCAUUGAGGGUAGCUGGUGCAGAAACCAUUUUUUAAACUUAGGUGUUUAAGUACUCAGAGAAAAGACAGCUUUGAUUUCUGGCUGCAAAAAAGAUAUGAGGAAGAGCUCCUCCCCUUCCUUGAAUAACUGCAACUCCGUUCUUGCUAACAAAAUAUUUGGAAUUCCACUUGAUGAGCUGCAGCAGGGAGGACAUCCAGACAAUGAGGUUCCGUUCAUAGUCCGCCACGUAGUGGACUAUAUUGAGGAACAUGGAGGUCUGGAGCAACAAGGACUUUUUCAAGUCAAUGGAAAUGCUGAGACAGUGGAGUGGCUUCGGCAGAGAUACGACAGCGGAGAAGAGGUGGAUUUGGUUAAGGAAGCAGAUGUUCCCUCGGCUAUUAGUCUUCUUAGGUUUUUCCUUCAAGAACUUCCUGAACCUGUUAUCCCUGGCAGUUUGCAUAUUCACUUGAUGCAGCUUUCUCAAGAUUAUAAUAACGAAGAUGAAUUUGGAAGAAAGUUGAGGUUCCUCUUGCAACAGCUUCCACCUGUUAAUUACAGUUUGUUAAAGUUUCUGUGUAGAUUUUUAGCCAAUGUAGCAUCACAUCAUGAAGAAAUUUGGUCUGCAAACUCUUUGGCUGCUGUCUUUGGUCCAGAUGUCUUCCAUAUUUACACAGAUGUGGAAGAUCUGAAAGAACAAGAAAUAGUGAGCAGGAUAAUGGCUGGACUUCUGGAAAAUUACUAUGAGUUUUUUGAGAAUGAAGAGGAAGAUUUUUCAUCUAAUGAUUUGAGUUCAAUUACUGAACAGAAGGCAGGUAGCAGCGUUCUCCACAAGCUGGAGUCUGGAGAGCAGGCAUUUCACGAGGCCCUAGAGAAGGGAAUUACAGCAGUCAAAGAAAGAAGAGAUGUUAAUGAACUUUCUGAGGAAGAAGAGGAAGAUGAAAAGCUGGAACAUAUAGAAGAACUUCCAGAAGAGGGUGCAGAAAAAUCAGAUGACAUGCCAGAGGUGGUACAGUUAAGGAUGACUGAAAACAUCCUGGAACCAAAUAGUGUUACAGCAUCAACAAGUGCCCAUAUAUCUCCUAUCGGCAUCUUACCAGCCUCUGCGGACAUUUUAGAAAGAACAAUUAGAGCAGCUGUGGAACAGCACCUUUUUGAUCUGCAGAGCAGCAUAGAUCAUGAUCUUAAGAAUUUACAACAACAAAGUCUGGUGUGUAAUAAUGAAGCAGGAAGUGUUAAUUGUGAUGGGGAAGGAUCUAAUAACCAGGUUGAUAUUGCUGAUGGUAUUAUUAAUGCCAGUGAAUGUAACAGAGACUGUUCAGAACCUGUGGCUAGCACUAAUUUAGACAAUGAAGUUAUGCAGCAAGAUUUUGUAUUUGAGGAUGAAGAAAAUAACCAGACUGUAGGUAUACUGUUAGAGCCAUGCAGUGACCGUGGUGAUGGUGAAGAUGGCUGUCUUGAGAGGAAAGAAUAUUUGUCAUUUGACAGUGAUAAAUUGUCACACUUCAUUCUGGAUUCUAGUAGCAAGAUAUGUGAUUUGAAUGCCAACACUGAAUCAGAAGUGCCAGGAGGUCAAAGUGUUGGUGUUCAAGGGGAGGCAGCAUGUGUCCAAAUUCCACAUUUAGAUCUGAAGAAUGUUUCUGACGGUGAUAAAUGGGAAGCGUCAUGCCCUAUCACUUUUCCCCUCAUUGAUUUCAAAACAAUGCAUCUGCAGAGAGAUGGGGAGGAGCCAUUUCCUGCUUUUAAGUCUUGGCAGGAAGACUCUGAGUCUGGAGAAGCUCAACUCUCUCCACAAGCUGGAAGAAUGAAUCAUCAUCCUCUGGAAGAGGACUGUCCUCCAGUAUUAUCACACAGGAGUUUAGAUUUUGGGCAAAGCCAGCGUUUCCUACAUGAUCCAGAAACAUUGGAUUCCUCAUCUAAAGCACUUUCUUUUGCUAGGAUUCGAAGAUCAUCUUUUAGUUCAAAAGAUGAAAAAAGAGAAGACAGAACACCAUAUCAAUUAGUCAAGAAACUUCAGAAAAAAAUCAGACAAUUUGAGGAACAGUUUGAAAGGGAAAGAAAUAGCAAGCCCUCCUACAGUGAUAUAGCAGCCAAUCCAAAGGUAUUAAAAUGGAUGACAGAGCUCACCAAACUGCGAAAGCAAAUCAAAGAUGCAAAACACAAAACCUCUGAUGGAGAGUUUGUACCUCAGACACGUCCACGUAGUAACACUCUUCCAAAAAGCUUUGGCUCUUCUCUAGACCAUGAAGAUGAAGAGAAUGAAGAUGAAUCCCGGGUCAUUCAGAAGGAGAAGAAGCCAUCUAAGGAAGCAACACUUGAACUUAUUCUGAAAAGACUGAAAGAAAAACGUGUUGAGAGGUGUCUUCCAGAAGAUAUCAAAAAAAUGACAAAAGAUCAUUUGGUAGAAGAGAAAACUUCUCUCCAGAAAAGUCUUCUUUAUUAUGAAAGUCAACAUGGAAGGCCGGUAACCAGGGAAGAAAGGCACAUUGUUAAACCUCUUUAUGAUAGAUACAGACUUGUAAAACAGAUGCUGACAAGAGCUAGCAUCACUCCUGUCCUUGGAUCUCCAUCCACCAAGCGAAGGGGUCAGAUGUUACAGCCAAUCAUAGAAGGAGAAACUGCACAUUUUUUUGAAGAAAUCAAGGAAGAAGAAGAAGAUGGUGUUAGUCUGUCCUCUGAGUUAACUGAUAUCUUGAAAACUGCUGUACAGGCACAGUCUUCAUUGGAAAACUCAGAAUCUGAUAUGGAAGAAAAUCAAGAAAAACUGGCUCUAGAUCUCCGAUUGUCAAGUACUCGAGCAGCUUCUAUGCCCGAAUUACUGGAACAGCUUUGGAAAGCCAGAGCUGAAAAAAAGAAACUACGUAAAACAUUACGGGAAUUUGAAGAAGCAUUUUAUCAACAAAAUGGAAGGAAUGUCCAGAAAGAGGAUCGUGUUCCAGUGCUUGAGGAGUACAGGGAGUACAAGAAAAUUAAAGCCAAGCUUAGGCUUCUUGAAGUUCUUAUCAGCAAACAAGAUUCUUCAAAAUCCAUAUAAAAUAUGGUCCUUGAAAACAUCAUAAAAUCAGUUGUAUUCCCUGAAGCUAUCAUCAUGUGUACUUGGCUGGUACUUAAGUUCAUUUUGUCAGGCACUCACAGAGUCUCAUUUUGUACUUGCUGGUGGUGCCACUAGAGAAAUGAUGGGAGGGUAAGUAGACCCUGUCUAGGGAGUGCGAUGUUCCAUGUUAACCACAGACUGUCCCCUCUACCUUUAGCAAACAUCCACUUUUCUUCAUUGUUUUGUACUACAGAUACAUCGUGUUAGUAAAAGACUAAUAUUUUAUCUUUUCAACUUUAAGAACUUUGGAGAUAGAAGCUUUUUGUUAUUACCAACUUUAUUAUUUUGUUUUUCAUUACUCAAGAAAAUU